Molecule: messenger RNA, 1584 nt
Organism: Penicillium diatomitis
Lineage: Eukaryota; Fungi; Ascomycota; Eurotiomycetes; Eurotiales; Aspergillaceae
Product: putative MFS transporter
Exons: 2
Coding region: 1-1584 (527 amino acids)
Biological process (GO): transmembrane transport
Cellular component (GO): membrane
Molecular function (GO): transmembrane transporter activity
Source: RefSeq, a predicted model, not a curated record
AUGGAAGAGACUACAAAGUCAGGAGCUCGGGGCUCGGUGGAAGAGCCCGACAAAUUACAUGGAUACCCUUCGGUACCAGGGGCGGUGGAUGAAGUCGCCUAUGUGGUGGAUCAUGAGGCUGAACGGCGUCUUUGUCGUCGAUUCGAUUUUCGACUGCUUCCUAUUCUCGCAACCAUGUGUGAGUGUGAUAUGACUUUGCCGGCGGACUGCACGACCCAGCUCGGUUUUGUGGAAAGGACCGUUAUUGACGACGGCUAUGCAGAUCUGUUCAACGCCCUCGACAAGGGCAAUCUGGGCAAUGCUAAAACAGACCAUAUGACCGAAGAUUUGCAUUUCCAACCGAAUCAAUACAAUCUUCUGCUCUCCAUCUUCUUCGUGCCGUUUGUGAUCUUCGCGCCGCCAAUCGCCAUGAUAGGCAAAAGGUUGAGUCCGGCUCGAGUCUUGCCUAUCCUGAUGUUCUCAUUUGGCUGUUUUACGCUCCUCUCGGCGGCAGCACAGAACUUCAGCGGUCUAUUCGCCCUGCGUUGGUUCUUGGGCAUGUCAGAGGCAGCCUUCUUCCCACUGGUCAUCUAUUACUUGACCACGUUCUACCGUCGAGGCGAGCUGGCUCGCCGAUUGGCCGUCUUCUAUGCAGCCGCCAACAUUGCAAAUGCUUUCUCUGGCUUGAUUGCAUUCGGCGUCUUCCAGUUGAAGGGAUCGAGUAUUCCGAACUGGCGAUAUCUUUUUAUCAUUGAGGGCGGCGUGACCGUCAUCUUUGCUAUCUUCGCAUUCUUCACUCUACCGAGGAGUGCAGCCGAGGCUCGGUUCCUAUCCGAGGAGGAAAAAGCUCUGGCCUUCCAUCGAAUCCAGGUGGACUCUAGCGCCGUGGUGAACGAGAUAUUUCGCUUCCGGGAGGCACUUGCCAUCUUCAAGCAUCCGACUGCCUACGUCUUCCUUCUCAUCGAAAUAUGCUUGGGCGUACCUUUGCAAGGCGUCGCCCUCUUCAUGCCGCAAAUCAUCGCUCGGCUAGGCUAUCCGACCGUCAAGACCAACUUAUACACUGUCGCUCCUAAUGUGACGGGAGCUGUGAUGUUGCUCGUUCUCGCAUUUUGCUCCGACUACACUCGACUACGGUCUCCAUUCAUCGUUCUCGGCUUCUUGUUCACUUUCACCGGCUUUAUCAUCUACGCGUCCAUCAACGACGUACAAAAGCAGAUCCAUGUGGCCUACUUUGCGACCUUUAUGAUGACCUGGGGGACGUCGGCACCCUCGGUCCUUCUCAGUACCUGGUACAAUAACAACAUCGCUCACGAGGGCCGCCGCGUUCUGUUGACCAGUAUCGGCGUGCCACUGGCCAAUCUAAUGGGUCUUGUCAGUAGCAAUGUCUUCUUGGAGAAAGAUGCACCAAAGUACAUGCGCGCAUUGAUCACAGUUUCCGCCUUUGGAGCCACGGGUGCCUGUCUUGCGGGACUUUUGGGGUUGUAUAUGUGGUUCGACAAUAAACGACGCGAUCGCCGGGAGGGCGUUAGGCUGAGAGCGAGGGAUAUCCCUACGGAGCGUAUGCGCAACGGGCCAUCUUCGGAAGAGUUCCGCUGGUUCUUGUGA